GCUUCCACCAUUAAAGUCACUAAUAUUAACCACCAUCUUAAGUAGUACAGCAAUUUCCAUGUUUUCCAACUGUCUUCAUUUAUUAUUAUAUUAAACCUUAAGGUUAUCUUAUUUCAUUUUAUUUCAUAUUUCAAUUUUUUUAUUUCCUUCUUUUCAUUUUUUUUGUUGUUUCCUAGUGUUGGGCUUUUGACAACACAAAUUGAUUGAAGAGGAAUCAAGUGCAUUCGUUAGCUUCAGCCAGGAACUCUGUGAAUUUCUUAUUGAUUCUAUUUGAAGUAGAGUUUUAGGAAUCUUUCUUUUAUCCUUCAUCAGGAAAGGAUGGAAUAUGGUCUGGGGUAAACGAAGUAUCGUAUGUAAAGAGGAGCCGGAUCAGAAAAACCGAACUAGUACGGGCCACAAGACAGUCAAGAGAUGUUUUUCUUGUAAUCAACACGUAAAACUAUCGAGAAAUGGAUCUAUGAGGGAGUGGACUUGUCCUCUUUGUGAAGCUCCAAACCACUUUGAUGACAAUGGAGAAGUAGUGGAUUAUCGGCCUCCAACACCACCAUCAUAUGAGACAUCCGCUCCUAAUUUUCUUUCAAGGUUCGUAGAGAAAACACCAACUAAGAGUCCUUUUUGCGAGGACUGCUUGCGAAACCAACUGCUUGUGAAUCGAAUGCUCGCAGAUUUUCUACCUGAGCAAAACCAUCCUGAUUACAAGGCCUAUGAAGCCGCUUUUCCUAAAUAUAAAGAAUCUUUAGAAGAAAAAUUUCCUAUUGUCUGUGAUAAUUGUUACGGUCCUGUUCAUGAGCAAUUAGAAAGCAAUAAUUACGAAGCCAAAAAUCAUGUAUUAGGUCAAUGGCUUGUUCAAUCUAAGGAAAAAUUUUAUUCCACUCCUUCUUUAAAUAACAAUUCCUUUUCAUCUAUAAUAUGGGUUUCCAGAGGUGUUGGAUUUUUUCUGUUUUAUGCACAUGCUAUAGGCUGGCAUUUUUACCAUUCCAUUUUACCCGCUUUCUUUCCAGAGUUUAUUCAAGGAUUACUGAAGAAGAUUUCUGGAAUUUUCUUAUUGAAUUUAAGUUUGAGCCAAGGUGCAAUGAUCACUUGGCUGGGAUUUUUUGUAAUUUUUUGGAAUCCUUACUGGCUCGUUCUUUCCCAAGAUUCCUCUACUAGCCUCUAUGGGAGAGAGCAAUACAUUCGUUCUCAGUUUAUUUCUACUCUAAUCCGACUAGCUUCAGUCUAUAUUUUGAAUAUUUACGAGUUUGGUGUCAAGGCUGAAUAUUUUCGGGAUGCUAAUAAUGUUCGUUCCACAAUCUCCCAAGUGCAUACAGUUCUAUUUUUUAUCACUAUAUUUUUUCUAAUUGUAAGUUUUUCCUGUCUAGAUUUUCGCUCUCCUCGAAAGAUAAAUUUGUCGGAUAGGACACUUCCAAAAAAAUCAAAGAGAAACAAAUCUAAAUUAGCCUCGUUGACAAAAAAUUUUAAAUCAAGGAAAAAGGAAAAUAAUUCCAAGCCUCCAGUUUUUCCUCAAACAACACCGUUAUCUUCACAUUUUCGAAAGUUGUCUGAAAUGCCUAAGAUUUCACCAAUUUCAAAUCUACAGAAAAAGCUCGAAGCUCUUCCAACUUCAAGUCCAUACUCUUCAAAAUGUUCACGUUUUCAAAACAUGCCUCAGAAUUACAGGGGAAAAGAUUCCAUAAAGGUGACACCAACUGAUAUUAGGCCGGAAGUCAUGAAAGAGUUAAAUCAAUAUAAGAAGACGAGACAAUUAUCAAAAUAUCGCGAAGAGAACACCAAAUACUCUUUUUUUAGAAAUUCUGGAAUAGAAAAUUUAUUUUCGGAGACACUAAAUCUAACUAAUGACUCUGCUGAAGUUUUAGAAGCCAAAGCCUCUAUUCGAAAAAGAAACGGACUUAUACUUGCAGUUAUGAGUAUCAGCUUCGUUUUAUUUUUCUGGACCACUCAACGAAUGUUUCAAUUAAGUAGGAUGAAUUCUGUCUGUUUGCUUUUUGUGGGACUAAGCUCUUGUUUUAUUUAUAUGUAUCGCAAUCACUAUGUUUUUAACACAUAGGACCUUUGAUCAUUAACACUUUUAUAUGUUGAGAUGCGUAUGAAAACAAGAGUUUAUGAUGAAAGUAUAAAAAGCAUUCGUCUGCUAUUGAACUUUCCUUUCUUCAACUAGUUGUCUUAGUUGAAUCAAGAUUUAAAAAAGAAGCAAUUAUAUAGGUAGAUUGCUUUGCAUACUUCUUUUCAUUAAUUAU
This is a messenger RNA of Schizosaccharomyces octosporus yFS286, 2234 nucleotides long. Its product is annotated as integral inner nuclear membrane protein Ima1. The record is from RefSeq and is a predicted model, not a curated record. Bases 326 to 2044 code for a protein of 572 amino acids. The transcript has a single exon. Gene Ontology annotation, cellular component: microtubule organizing center attachment site; mitotic spindle pole body; chromosome, centromeric core domain. Gene Ontology annotation, biological process: nuclear inner membrane organization. NCBI's taxonomy places the organism in Eukaryota, Fungi, Ascomycota, Schizosaccharomycetes, Schizosaccharomycetales, Schizosaccharomycetaceae.